Messenger RNA from Metarhizium brunneum ARSEF 3297, 669 nucleotides. The record is from RefSeq and is a predicted model, not a curated record. NCBI's taxonomy places the organism in Eukaryota, Fungi, Ascomycota, Sordariomycetes, Hypocreales, Clavicipitaceae.
AUGAAAGAUUUGGCACCACCUCAACCAAGCUUACGGCCCUCCAACCCGGAUGCGGAGGAUGGUCGCGUUGCCAAAGAGAUACGCCGUUGCCUCGAGCUCGUACAAACCUGCCACCAGGACCUCCAGCACCUCAUAGACCUUCGCAACGAGCACCUCAAACUCCUCGAGGCCGCGCCUCCGCGGAUCCUCGACAGGAUCAACCGCGUCAUUGACUCGGCGAAAAUCGAUUUCCGCGGCCAGGAGCCCGUCAUUAUUCGCCACAACGCCGCCGUGUUGGCCGAGUUGAAUUACUUGCGCCAAAUCACAACAUGCACGCUGCUGGAUAAUAUCCCGACAACAAAGGAGGACCCUGAUAUUGCGCCUUUACGCAUCAGUCAGGGAACUAAUAAGAAGGAAAACAAAGCGUCCGCAAGUGUUCCAGCCAUCACCGUGUCACCGAUGCCAAUCUCACGAGCUACGACGCCCAAGGUAAUUGAAUACUGCGACUUGCCUGAGCCUGUCUUUCCGAAUGCGCUCCCGGGAGCGACACCGGACAAGGAGACAUUAGUCCUCGCAGUCCAACCACCGUCUGCUCAUCUGCCGACUAUACUUGGCGAAGAUCCUAGUCCUCAUCGCGUCGUCCUAGGCCCUAGCGACGAUCGGGGACUAUUGCUUCUGUUCGAGGACUAG